CCUACAUACACGCGUACCAGAUAAUCAUGGCGCCUCAACAACUGUACCCGCGCUCUACAGUCAAACGCAUCGUGAAAGCGCACAGCAACCGCAAUCUGAGCAAGAAUGUCGAUAUUAUGAUAUUCCUGGACUACACGCUGUUCAUUCAAGAUCUCAUGCGCGAGGCUACAAUCAAGGCACGGCUCUCUGGGGAACGGGGAAUCUCGGCUCGUUCGGUUCGAAAAGUUAGAGAGAACUCGCUGAGGAAGUUCAAGGGCUGAAGAUGCUUGCGCCGCACGAUGAUCGAUGAUCAUAUCCAAGUUAUGACCUCAGUCCAUAAUCCAUAUGUGACGUCCUAAAGGAUCUAAGAACCGCAGCUCGCGAUAAAGCUAUAUGGCGAUGCGAUAAAGCAGCUAUCGACCCUCAUAACCUUAGAGGAAGCCAUGCCCUACUUGGAGUACUGCAGCUAGGAUAUGGGUGACAGAGAUGAAACGAAUGAUGACGAGUUUCGUGGUAUGAGGAUAUACUCUUCGCAUGUGACCCCAGUGUCAUGACUAGAAUCUUUAAAGAAAGAAUAUGCAUUAUUUAAUU
Molecule: messenger RNA, 570 nt
Organism: Pseudovirgaria hyperparasitica
Lineage: Eukaryota; Fungi; Ascomycota; Dothideomycetes; Acrospermales; Acrospermaceae
Exons: 4
Coding region: 27-260 (77 amino acids)
Biological process (GO): kinetochore assembly; mitotic cell cycle; chromosome segregation
Cellular component (GO): kinetochore; nucleoplasm
Molecular function (GO): protein heterodimerization activity
Source: RefSeq, a predicted model, not a curated record